UCUCAUCUCUCGGUAGAAAUGAUUCCAUUUUCCAAAACACAGCCAAACAAGCAAGGCCAUAGUCUAUCUAUUCUUGCCAAAGACAUUACUCAACUAACCCAUUAGAAGCUCCAAAUGGAAUUUCUCCCCAUUCGAAAAGCCCGAAAUUUGAUAAGAAGAAAGAUAAUUUGGAUAGCAACAGCAGCAGCGAUAAUACUAGUGACCGCAAUCUGUGUGAGCAACCCGCAAUACGCCUCUCCGCCACCAAAAAGCCCAUCAAUGGCGCCUCCGGCACAAGAAGCCUGCGAUAUCUUCAGCGGGGAUUGGAUCCCCGACCCGGAGGCUCCGUACUACACAAACAAGACAUGCUGGGCUAUCCAUGACCACCAGAACUGCAUGAAAUACGGACGCCCCGAUUCUGACUUCAUCAAGUGGCGGUGGAAGCCCGACGGCUGCGAAUUGCCAUUGUUCAACCCCUAUCAGUUCCUCGAUAUCGUCCGGGGCAAGUCCUUGGCCUUCGUCGGAGAUUCUGUUGCGAGGAACCAGAUGCAGUCCAUCAUCUGCCUCUUGUCUCGGGUUGAGUACCCGAUCGACAUGUCCCCUCCGACGACCGACAAGCACUGGAAGUACGUGAACUACAACUUCACAAUGUCAUAUUUCUGGUCCCCGUUCCUCGUCCGCUCCGGCGUGAGAGACGACGUCGGGCCGACCAACAUAGGCCUCUUCAACCUCUACCUCGACGAGUUGGACGAGUCGUGGACCGAUCAAAUCCACGGCUUCGACUACCUCAUCAUCAACGCCGGCCACUGGUUCAACCGCAACACCGUCUACUACGAAAGCCGCCGCGUCGUCGGCUGCCGCUACUGCCUGCUCCCAAACAUCACCGACCUCCCAGCAACCUACGCCUACCGCCGGGCCUUCCGGACGGCCUUCCGCGCCCUCGAGAAUUUCGCUGGCGUGACGCUCAUGCGGACGUUCGCGCCAGCGCAUUUCGAAGGUGGGGAGUGGAACGCCGGAGGCGACUGUGUGCGGCGACGGCCGCUGUGGAGCAACGGGACGGUGCUGGACGGGCAAACGUUGGAUAUGCAUGCGGCCCAAUUGGAGGAGUUUAGGGCCGCGAUGGGGAGAGGGAAUAGGGGGGUGAGAGUGAUGGAUGUGACCAAAAUGAUGUUGUUGAGGCCCGAUGGCCACCCGAGUAGGUACGGGCAUUGGGCCCAAGAGAAGGUGGUGUUGUACAAUGACUGUGUGCAUUGGUGCUUGCCCGGCCCGAUUGAUUCAUGGGCCGAUAUUUUGCUUCAUUUGUUGAACAUGGAGGCCCGGAGAUAGUAUGAAGAGAAUGACAAAAUGCGGCCAUUAUCUCAUUUUUUUUCCUGACAUUUUGUGCAUCGAUGAGAUAAUACAUCGGUAAACGCCUUUUCCGAUGGAUAUUUGAGGUGAGGUUCACUGAUGAAAAAAUAUGUUAGUAAAGCCUAAUUUCUUUA
Messenger RNA from Salvia hispanica, 1460 nucleotides. RefSeq names its product protein trichome birefringence-like 19. Gene Ontology annotation, molecular function: O-acetyltransferase activity. Gene Ontology annotation, cellular component: Golgi apparatus. The record is from RefSeq and is a predicted model, not a curated record. Lineage: Eukaryota; Viridiplantae; Streptophyta; Magnoliopsida; Lamiales; Lamiaceae.